Ochotona princeps (American pika) is the source of this 1108-nucleotide messenger RNA. It is a transcript of the gene NSMCE3, whose product is annotated as NSE3 homolog, SMC5-SMC6 complex component. The coding region runs from base 34 to 861 and encodes 275 amino acids. The record is from RefSeq and is a predicted model, not a curated record. The transcript has a single exon. Gene Ontology annotation, cellular component: nucleus. NCBI's taxonomy places the organism in Eukaryota, Metazoa, Chordata, Mammalia, Lagomorpha, Ochotonidae. Gene Ontology annotation, biological process: negative regulation of transcription by RNA polymerase II.
CGCCGUCGGCGCUUCCGGCCGUUGGGCUCCGACAUGUCGCAGAAGCCGCGGAGCCGCGGCCGGCCGGGCACCCAGCCCGGCACCCAGCCCGAGCGCGACCGGAGCCGGGACGGGGCCCGCGGCGGCGCCGACGAGGCCCCGAGCACGUCCCGCGGGUCUCCUGGCAGCAGCGGCUCGCUGCGGAGUUCGAAGCAGCUGGAGCUGAAGGUGGCGGAGCUGGUGCAGUUCCUGCUGGUGAAGGACCAGAAGAAGAUCCCCGUGAAGCGCGCCGACAUGAUGCGGCACGUGGUGGGCGAGGCCCGGGACGCGUUCCCGGAGCUGCUGCGGCUGGCGGGCGAGCGGCUGCGGGACGUGUUCGGCUACCGGCUGGUGGAGCUGGAGCCCCGCAGCCACGCGUACAUCCUGGUGAACGCGCUGGAGCCGGUGGAGGAGGACGCCGAGGUGCGCGGCGACCAGGGCACGCCCACCACGGGCCUGCUGAUGAUCGUGCUGGGACUCAUCUUCAUGAAGGGCAACACGGUCAAGGAGACGGAGGUAUGGGACUUCCUGCGCCGCCUGGGCGUGCACCCCACCAAGAGGCACCUCGUCUUCGGGGACCCCAAGAAGCUCAUCACCGAAGACUUCGUGCGGCAGCGUUACCUGGACUACCGGCGGAUCCCGCACACGGACCCCGUGGACUACGAGCUGCAGUGGGGCCCGCGCACCCGCCUGGAGACGAGCAAGAUGAAAGUGCUCAAGUUUGUGGCCAAAGUCCACAACCAGGACCCCAAGGACUGGCCGGCGCAGUACUGCGAGGCCCUGGCGGAGGAGGAGGGCAGGGCCCGGCCUGCGCAGCCCGGGGCGCCGGCGCCCACUUCCUGAAAGCGCUCCCGAGCUGGGGACACUUCUAUCAUUGUUGUUAUUAUUGGUUGUGGGGCUUGAGUUCCACAUUGCCGUUUGUAAGCACGUUUAUAGGAUUAUUAUUCUGGCUUUGUAAAAACUAGUAAAAUUGCACUGUGGUCGGAGAAAAAGCACAUGAAAUAUGUUAUUUGGGUGUCAGGAAAGGAAAAGCAGAGAAGUCACUUUUUUCGUUUUCCCACACUACCCCCAUUUGUAAGGAAAAAUAAAG